Drosophila takahashii is the source of this 1069-nucleotide messenger RNA. RefSeq lists its product as uncharacterized. The record is from RefSeq and is a predicted model, not a curated record. NCBI's taxonomy places the organism in Eukaryota, Metazoa, Arthropoda, Insecta, Diptera, Drosophilidae. Gene Ontology annotation, molecular function: ubiquitin-protein transferase activity. Gene Ontology annotation, biological process: protein ubiquitination.
UCUUGUUUGUUUUGCUUUUGUGUUUUGCCGUUUAUUUUGAUUUCUCGAGAGGAUGUUAUCCCCGCCAUGCUGUACACUCUAGUCCGGGUAGCGGAGUUCGUGGACCAGUUCCUUCUGCGUCCCUUGGCCAGCGUUAUCGAUGCGGUCGUCACCGGCGUGUACUACUUCCUGUGGGGCAGCUACUUUGUGGGCUAUUGCUUGGUGGAGGGCAGUACGUUAGCUUGGAAUCUGGUGAGAUCUACGGUCAGCGACAUCCACCGAGGAUGCUGCGACCUGCGCCUCAUCACGCUGGAUGUGACCGACUACUUGUAUGACGGAACCAGGGGAGGUCUUAAGAACGCCUGGGAUUUCGGCCAAUCAGUAGGCCGGUUCUUCUGCAAUCUGCUCAUCGAACUGGGCGAUUGCAUCUUGUGGGUGUUGUUGCUGCUCCCACGGAUCAUACUGUUCACCGUGGACUGCCUCCUGGACUUUGUAUUCCACUCCAUCGUGGCCCGUGGCCUCAGCCUACUGAACAGCGUGUUCCGACUCUCGAUCGGAUUGUCCGUGCUCCUGGUUCUCUACAUGUUUCGACGAUAUGUGUACCUGCUGCUCAUCUACCUGCUCCAACGUGCCCGCAUCGAGAUCUCGACGAAGACGCAAAGCGUCUACCACUGGACCGAUCAGCAGUUGCAGCGAUUCAGGCAGAACAUGCGCAACGAUCCGGGAAACGCCGGAUCUCCGAAUCGCGGAGGCUGUGUGGUCUGCAUGGAGCGCAGCCGGAACAUCGUGAUCAUGCCCUGCCGGCAUCUCUGCCUCUGCAAGGAGUGCUCGCAGCAGCUGCGGCUCCGCUUGGAGCAUCGCUGUCCUGUGUGCCGGAACGACAUCAUGUCGUUUCUGCCGGUCUACAUUUGACACUGCCUAUUUUUGUAAAGAUUGUAGAACCUAGCAUAAAUGUAUAUAAGACUGCCAAUUGGAAUUUAGCUUUUAAGAGCACAAUAUCGAACUAAGGAUACAACCAAAUGCCAUUGGUUAAAGAUGAUUAUAUUAAAAAAUGUUUGGACAGCGAAACAAACUCUAUAAUUACAGAAUA